GGCCUUCCUCCCGCUGACCAUACUGGGAGCUUAUCUUUUACAACACUCGACAAAGCGGAAGGAAAAAUAUGUGAACGCAACAACCAAACAUCAAACCCGCCAUGACAGACUUUUGACUUCAUCGAAAACUCUUGUCAUUUACCUGUGAUUUGCACUUCAAGCCUAGGCUCCAGUCCUUAGCUUCAUUGUUCAUUGAUUGGCGUUUGCUUGACAUCAUCCAUUCCAUUCCAUCUAUCUAGAGGUACAAAGUACAUUUGAAUAGAGUUUGCGACUCGAAUAAUCCAAAGGAACACAGGCAUCUUCUCCGAGUCGGCCUCCACCUGGUAUCGGCUUUACUCUGUCGGCUUUCAUACACCUCGCACUCUUUUUCUUCUUUUUUUUUUGUUCGUUGCAUGGGCUCACGCGAGCGUUUACAUACUUCCUUUAUACCAUAAUCCAGACUAUCUACACACUAUUGUUUGUCGGUUUCUUUGCUAUCUCGAAACGUCUUCCACGUCCAUUGGGCCUGGCGAAAUCCCGACGACUGCAAUGGCUUUCCAUCAACCGACUGCGAGGCAAUCCAGCAACCGUACCACAGCUCCCGUUGCCCUGCAAAACAGGCCCAGUCAAAUCAACCUUGCCAUAGAUUCGCAAGCGGCAUCUCCUGCCGCCGUCGAAGGUUCACAGACAUGGGUCCUAUUUUCACCCGCUGACGAUGCAACCACCACAACAUCAUAUCUGUCAUCCUUACAGACUCCCGGCCGGUCGCGAGCCAGCGAGCUAGGGAGCGGCAGCCUCAAUACUGUUGGAAGAUCUGAUCUGAACUCAGUACCAGAGAAUUCAGCUGUGAGGUCGGUGCUGUCAGUCGAUGACGAUGAGUUGGACGGCCUAGAUAGCCACCUGCCCGAAUUCCGAACAGCUCUGCACCAGCACUCAGACGCAUCCCAUUCCGUUCCGGUCCUACCUAGACACGAUGGCCUCGGCUCGUUCAGGCUGGAUACGAGAGGGAUAGAGAACGAGAUGCAGGAGCAUAUAUAUGCUUUCGAGCGGUACAAUCCCAGGCGCCAACAGCGCCAGCGAGAAGCGACGGAUCUGACCAAUCUCAUGCAACUCGACCAGCUCGAGAGUGGUACCACCGAGGCUGAGCGCAUGUCACGCAUCGAGGCGUGGCAGCAAGAACAGAGUCAGUUGCUUGUUGAAGCUGUACGAAAGGAGACGAGGAAGAGAAGGUAUUCUGGCGGAAACCCUUUGGUUUCCCGGAGACGAGAAGCUGCAGCCGCUGCGGCAGCCCUGGAACCCACCACGCAAGGAGGCGAGUGGCACGAGCAAGAUGCCUUAGCUUACGCAUCCGAGGAGGGUGAAGGUAUUUUCAGCAAAUUGACCCGGAAAGUAUUACGUGAUCUGAUGGGCGUGGAUGGCCGAGUCCUCUCUAUGCUUCUAGGGGAGGUUGCUUCGGAAGAUGAUGUCAGCCACUUGUCGUCAAGUACGCUCAAGGCAGCGACAAACGACGAUGAACCGUCUACCAUGGCCUCGGCAACAGGUGGCAGCGCGGGGUCGGAAAUUAUGGCAGUUUGGUCACCACGCUUGGUAGAGCGCAUUGCUCGUGAGCUCGGAAUAUUGGUGCAGCGCAUGUACACACAUCAUCCAGGCGCCUUCUCGACAUAUUCUCACCUGCAACAAAUGCAGUUUCCGUACGCUGGACUACCAAUGAUUCCAGAGGCUGAUAUUCCAUCAGCGGCAGACCCAUCCCUCCAAGAUGGUCAUCCGGCACGGGAUGUUGACAACGACUACAGAAUUGACGCCAGCGGUAGCAUGCCCCAGACAAUGAUGCCACAGUUCCAUCCUACCAUCUCCCAGCAGCAACAGGACAUGACACAGCCAAUGACACACUCUCGAAGAUCAAGCGAAGAAAUCGGAAAUUCAGGAGCCCCAGAGCAGACGCCUUCGACGUUCACGCAGCAGGAAUGGGAACAGGACUUGGAUGUCAGACUUGUGUUCCGAUACCUCCGAUCACGAUUCUCAUCAGACGCGUCGAAAACGACAUCAUCCGCAUCCACCACCCGCUCGGCAUCACACCACACAACCGCAGCUCAAGAGGCGGCUGCUCGUGCCGCUCGUGUCAGGCUUCAUCACCCCCUUGUGGGCCGCAACCUUGCCCGCAGGGCUGUCAUUCAACAUAACCACUCUCAUACUGCCGCGACUGGGACUAACAACCAAGCGGGGGCUUCGCCAGUCUCUCCAGUCUUGCAACAUAUUCAUCAACGACCAGGGGGCAGUUGCGCCAGCCAGAGCACAACGGCAAGGUCGGCCAGGCGACCUGGCACGAGACGCAGCGGGAGUUUCAGCGCAUCGGGGGCAUCACGGCACUCGAGUCGGCAUUUCUGGGACCUCGGGUGUGGCUCGGUUGCAUCUAGUAGCAUGAUCGCUAGCACUGGCCCAAUGGGCAGCUGGGGCGAAAUCUAAUCUGAGCCUGAGGCCAGUUAUCUUCUACUGAACGUGGUACAUGGCUGCUGACGUCUUGUUUAUUGUUUGGGGUUGCCCCUAAUUUGUGUGGAUUCCUUAGAAUUGCCCGUUUGAUUUAGAUACCUCUCUUAUCUGCAUUCUGUGGAAUAUGACUUUUUUCCUUUUCCUUUUUUUUCUCUCUUUCUGCUUUAUUUCUUUUUUCUAUCUCCCCUUUGGAGCAUUGGAUCAAUAUUUACAGGGCGUAUUGGUGCAUAUACGGUUGAUGGAUAGUUUCUCAUGUAAAGUAUAAUCGCAGUCGGAGUAACAUAUACACAUACAUAGACAAUGGAGGGGUUUUACCUCUGAAUGUAGUCGUUGUGAAAUGAGUGAGUACCAGUUAGUCAAUAGU
This is a messenger RNA of Pyricularia oryzae 70-15, 2830 nucleotides long. RefSeq lists its product as uncharacterized. The record is from RefSeq and is a predicted model, not a curated record. Lineage: Eukaryota; Fungi; Ascomycota; Sordariomycetes; Magnaporthales; Pyriculariaceae. The transcript has a single exon. Bases 529 to 2442 code for a protein of 637 amino acids.